AUGCUCCGGAGUUUACGUCAAAUAGCACGACUAGGAAGAUCCCUAAAGACGCCAAUUCGAACCAGAAGUUUACCUAUACUCCCCACCACUUCACGGCUACAGGCUCCAUUGCACACCAGUGUUUCCGCAUGGAAGUACGACAAGAAAUCCUCGCGAGCGUCGGAUGACUUGGACAGCGACGACGAAGAUGAUGAGGAUUUCAAGGAUGAACGGGACUCGAAGGUGGUCAAGACCAAGGUGAACUCACUGCGCGCAGAUCUGCUCCUGAAAGCUGGUCUCGGCAUGGCGAGAAACAAAGUAGAACUUAAUUUUUACGAGAGCAAGAUACGCGUCAAUGGAAAAAAGCUGCCCAAAAAGAGUGCACAGCUGGAAGUCGGCGAUGAUAUCGACGUAAUCCGGGGCUUCAGUCAAUCGAAUCCUUCUCACCUGGUCGUGGCCCGCGUCUCAAUCCUCUCCGCCAGCGAACGCGAGGAAGGACUCAGCGUCCACCUGAGGCGGUACAAAUCCCUGCUGGUCGAGAAUUACCGGGGACCCAACGCCUUUAAAUCCUCGGAACAAGUUGCCCACUAAAACCAAUUAGAAAUAAAGAAUGCCUUAAAGCUUUACUAUUAA
Drosophila teissieri is the source of this 612-nucleotide messenger RNA. RefSeq names its product mitochondrial transcription rescue factor 1. NCBI's taxonomy places the organism in Eukaryota, Metazoa, Arthropoda, Insecta, Diptera, Drosophilidae. The transcript is spliced from 3 exons. The coding region runs from base 1 to 570 and encodes 189 amino acids. The record is from RefSeq and is a predicted model, not a curated record.